UUCCAAAUCUGCCAUUUCUUCCAAGGAAACUGAUGUCUUUUGCUCGGAGAUCAGUUGUAAUUGUUGUUGUAGUUGUAAUUCAAGAGGGCACCAGCUUCCACCUGAAGAUCGGCAACUCCAGCCCGCCACAUUGUGUAUCUGUUUGUUGCCAAGUCGCCCUCUGACCUCAUUCCUUAUCACGGCGAUCCCCUGAGCCCCGCCCACCGCCAUCCUUCACCCAGCCUGUCGAAGAAGCUACGCCCACAGUUCCUGAACGACGGCAUUUGAAAACUUGGGCGAGCUCAUCCGGGCCCGUAGACAGGGGGGGUGCAGGAAAGAAAGAGGUGAGCUCCUGGCUAACGUUGGCCGUUUGUUUUCCCUAUGCUGGCGCCUAAACCGGCCUAGUGUUGAAAGAGGAAGAGAAGGCUUGAGGCGCCAGACUUGGGAGCGGGCCGAAGUCUUUUGUCGCCGGGCUUCCCCCCCUUCUCUCCCUUUCUUUCCAGGCUGACAGUGGGCGCGGCCGGCGUGUACGUCACCCAUUGUUUACAAACCGGCCGCAGCACCCACAACAGUGUUUGGGAGCGAGCGCGCCACAGAGCGGACGGCGGCUUGGUCGAGGCCGGCGACGUAGAGGAGCCGCGCGUGCCGAGCCGAGCGGGAAGCAGGGCGAGCGGAGGGGUUGCGAUGCCGUGCCGGCGACCGGGCGGGGAGCGCUUCUUGCUGCUGGAGCGCGCCGUGUCCCUGCCGAGCAGCCAGGUGGGCGCCAAGGAGGUGGACGCGCUGGUGGCCAAGUUGGGCGAGGUGCUGCAGCUGAGCGCCCAGCACCGGACUCCGCCGCCCCGACUGCCCAAGCACCACGGCCGGGACCGCGCGGCACCCUACUCGGCCCCGAGGGGGCUCGGCUUCUUCGCCUCGCUGCACCGCCCGCCGCCUCAUCCGCGGCCGCCGCUGCUGCCCCCCCCGCCGCCGCCGCCGUCGGACAAGAAAGGCAGCCCGCGGGUGGCCAAGCAGCUCUGCGGCCGCGGCUGGCUGAGGAGCGCCGGAGGCAGAAAGAAGCCGCGGCGGCACCCGCUGCUGCCGGCCGGCGACGAAGAGGACCCGCACCGGCUCCUCGAGCAGCUCAUCCUCUCCGGGAACCUCAUCAAGGAAGCCGUCCGGCGCCUCCAGCUGGCAGCCGCGGCCUCGACGGCGCUGGGGGAGGCGUCCGUCACCGGCUCGCCGGGCUCCGCCUCGUCCGCUGGGAGCUGCCGCAGCAGCAGCGGCGAAGGAGACUCUGGCGUUCAGCCGGCUACCGCCGCGUUCGCCGGCUCGCCUCUGCAGCCGCUGCCCUAACCCCCUCGGGGAGGCGAGACCGCGGGGCGCCCGUGGCGGAGACGCUGCCUGUCCGCUCCCGGUCCCACGCGCACACUGAAAGGCCCCGGCGGCUGAGG
Eublepharis macularius is the source of this 1409-nucleotide messenger RNA. RefSeq names its product GSK-3-binding protein-like. The record is from RefSeq and is a predicted model, not a curated record. Lineage: Eukaryota; Metazoa; Chordata; Lepidosauria; Squamata; Eublepharidae. Gene Ontology annotation, cellular component: cytoplasm.